Molecule: messenger RNA, 6150 nt
Organism: Amphiprion ocellaris (clown anemonefish)
Lineage: Eukaryota; Metazoa; Chordata; Actinopteri; Pomacentridae
Product: TBC1 domain family member 9B
Exons: 23
Coding region: 237-3863 (1208 amino acids)
Molecular function (GO): calcium ion binding
Source: RefSeq, a predicted model, not a curated record
CAGGAAGUGAUGUGGAGUCGUCAGACUCCGUGAAAACAACAACAUCACAGAAGGUUUUAGCUGCUACAUCCCGCUAAAACGCCAGAAAUUUUAGCUGCUAAAUCCCGCUGAAGCACCCGAGACUAUACCUGCUUCAUCCUGCUGACACACCCGAGACUUUACCUGCUUCAUCCCGCUGACACACCGGCCUCCUCCCCGGUGUUUCUCCGGCGGAGGGCGAGCAGCAGCGGGCAGAGAUGUGGAUCCAGCCGGAGGAGGUGCUGCUGGCCGGAGCUCUGUGGGUGUCCGAGCGGGCCAACCCGUUCUUCAUCCUGCAGAGGAGACGGGGCCACGGCCGCGGAGGGGGGCUCUCUGGUCUUCUAGUUGGGACUCUGGAUGUGGUUCUGGACUCCAGUGCCAGAGUGGCCCCAUACAGGAUCCUGCUGCAGACUGCAGACUCUCAGAUAUACUGGAACAUUGCCUGUGGCUCAUCCAGAAAGGAGAUCACUGAGCACUGGGAUUGGCUUGAGUCCAACCUGCUGCAGACCAUCUCCAUCUUCGACAACGAUGAAGACGUCACCACCUUCGUCAAAGGAAAGAUCUGUGGCAUCAUCGCAGAGGAGAACCGUUUGAAGCCAAGCGACGAGCAGGAAGAGGACAGCGGGAAGUUUCGGGAGGCAGAGCUGAAGAUGAGGAGGCUGUUUGGGAUGCCUGAUGAGGAGAAGCUGGUGAAUUAUUACUCGUGCAGCUACUGGAAGGGCCGAGUGCCGCGGCAAGGCUGGCUCUACCUGUCCGUCAACCACCUGUGCUUCUACUCCUUCCUGCUGGGCAAGGAGGUGACCCUGGUGGUGCCGUGGACCGAGGUGACCCAGCUGGAGAAGAACGCCACUCUGCUGUUUCCAGAGAGCGUCCGUGUGAGCACCCGUCACACCGAACAUUUCUUCUCCAUGUUCCUCAACAUCAAUGACACCUUCAAGCUGAUGGAGCAACUCGCCAACAUCGCCAUGCGUCAGCUGCUUGACAACGAGGCGUUCGCCGCUGACCGCUCGCUGCCCAAACCCUGCAAGACCCUGAAGAACGUCUCUGUGCUGAAGAGGGAUUUGGACGCCCGGGCGAAGAACGAGAGGUACCGGGCGAUGUUCCGGCUGACGCAGGACGAGCGGCUGGACGGACACACAGACUGCACACUGUGGACGCCGUUUGCCAAGAUGCACGUGGUCGGGCAGCUGUUUAUCUCCAACAACUACAUCUGCUUCAACAGCAGAGAGGAAGACCUGUGUCAGCUCAUCAUUCCUCUGAGAGAGGUGUCCAUUGUGGAGAAGGCGGAUAGCAGUAGCGUUCUGCCAUGCCCGGUCUCCAUCAGCACCAAGAACAAGAUGACCUUUCUAUUCGCCAACCUCAAAGACAGAGACUUCCUGGUCCAACGUAUUUCUGACUUCCUGCAGCGGACACCCGACAGCUUGUGGGGCGAUACCAGCCCGCUGUCUCUGAUUGGACAGUCGGCGUCCUCCAGUGUCCCCUCGUCCUCAUCUGUAGGAUCGGAGUCCAUCCAGAAGGGGCGUCAUUACCAUCCCGGUCUGCCUACAGCCAGCCAGGGUUUACUGCAGCUGUAUCACCAAGAUGCUCUGGAGGACCUAGGACCCAAAGCUAUGAAGGAAAAGAUGAAAGAGGAAGCAUGGAACAUCCAUUUCUCAGAGUUUGGUCGAGGUGUCUGCAUGUACAGAACCUCCAGAACCAGGGAACUGGUCCUGAACGGAAUCCCUGAAUGUCUGAGAGGAGAGCUAUGGCUGCUGUUCUCAGGAGCACAGAACGAGAUGGCGUCCCACCCUGGGUACUAUGGCGACCUGGUGGAGCAGGCCAUGGGACUGUGUUCAUUAGCUACAGAGGAGAUAGAACGUGACCUCCACCGCUCCAUGCCUGAGCACAGAGCCUUCCAGAAUGAGAUGGGCAUCGCUGCUCUUCGCCGCGUCCUCACCGCCUACGCCCACCGCAACCCAGGCAUCGGAUACUGCCAGGCGAUGAACAUCGUCACCUCCGUCCUGCUGCUCUACUGCACUGAGGAAGAGGCCUUCUGGUUGCUGGUGGCACUGUGUGAGCGCAUGCUGCCCGACUACUACAACACCAGGGUGGUAGGAGCUCUGGUGGAUCAGGGGGUGUUUGAGGAGCUGACUCGGGCCUUCCUCCCCCUGCUAUAUGAACACAUGCAGGAGCUGGGAGUCAUCUCCACCAUCAGCCUGUCCUGGUUCCUCACCCUCUUUCUGUCUGUGAUGCCCUUCGACAGCGCCGUCCUAUUGGUCGACUGCUUCUUCUAUGAGGGCAUCAAGGUCACCUUCCAGGUGGCGCUGGCUGUCCUCCAUGACAACAUGGAUGCUCUGCUGUCCUGCAGCGAUGAGGGAGAAGCCAUGACCAUCCUGGGCAGGUACCUGGACAAUGUUGUAAACAAACAGACGGUGGCUCCACCCAUCCCUCACCUGCACGCCCUGCUGACGAGCGGAGACGAACCCCCACCUGAGAUUGAUGUCUUCGACCUGAUUAAGUCGUCUUAUGAGAAGUUUGGCAGCCUGCGCUCUGAUGUCAUUGAGCAGAUGAGAUUCAGGCAGAGGUUGAAAGUCAUCCAGUCUUUGGAGGACACAGCCAAGAGGAGUGUGGUGAGAGCGAUGAUGACGGAGUCAGCCUUCAGUAUUGAGGAGCUGGAGGAUCUCUACUGUCUCUUUAAGUCCAAACACAUGACGAGUUGUUACUGGGGCUCCAGCAGCUCUGCGGCGGAGCGUCAUGAUCCCAGCCUGCCGUAUUUAGAGCAGUACCGCAUCGACCCGGUCCAGUUUGCUCAGCUGUUUUCUGCACUCGCUCCCUGGACCUGUGGAGGCCACACCUCCAUGCUGUCAGCCCGCCUCUUCAGACUGCUGGACCAGAACCAGGACGGGCUGGUCAACUUCAAGGAGUUCAUCACCGGCCUCAGUGGGAUGUAUCAUGGUGACAUGACAGAGAAACUCAAGCUGCUGUACAAGCUCCACCUCCCUCCAGCUCUAUGCCCUGAGGAGGCAGAGUCUGCUCUGGAGGCCACACACUUCUUCACUGAGGAUGAAGCACGAGAAUCUUCCUUCCUGUCUGAUCUGGACACUUUGCAGCAGCAGGAAGUGACACCAGGUGAGGAUGAGAAAGAGGAAGGAGACGGUGAGGAGAAGAGAGAGGUGAAAGACUACAGGUACUACCUGAGGAUGUGGGCCAAAGAGAAGGAGCCCAAGAGAGAGACCAUCAAAGAUCUGCCCAGGAUGAACCAGGAGCAGUUCAUCGAGCUGUGUAAGACUCUGUACAACAUGUUCAGUGAGGAGCCCAUGGAGCAGCAGCUCUACCACUCCAUCGCCACCGUGGCCAGCCUGCUGCUGCGCAUCGGAGAGGUCGGCAAGAAGUUCAACAACGGCGCCAAGAAAGCUGAGACUGCCGCUCAGGCCCCGCCCAGCAGCCUUCAGAAAGAGGAGAGGCCUGGUGAGGGCGUGUCAGAUGAGUCUCAGGUGUGCCAGGCUUUGGCCGACGCCCAGCUGGAGCCGGCCGCUCCACAGACGCCUGACGACGAUAUCAAAGACGACACCUCUGUGUCAUCAUACUCGGUGGUGAGCUCCGGCUCGCUGCAGUGUGAGGACAUCGCCGAUGACACUGUGCUGAUUGGCGGCAGCGAGCAGAGGCGUGGCAGCGUGCUGGAUGUCGACUGGUCGAUCACCUUCGAGCAGGUUCUGGCGUCACUGCUGACCGAGCCGCCGCUCGUUGACUAUUUUGAGACAAAGAGGGACAUCCAGGCCAAGAUGGCCGCCUGUAAGGCUCAACGAGCAGUGGAGCGUCAAACGAGCUCCACUUCUGAUCACGAACUCACCCAGCAUUCCACCUGAUCACCUGACUCACCUGUACCCGGCUCAUCUGAUCACCUGACUCACCUGUACCCGGCUCAUCUGAUCACCUGACUCACCUGUACCCGGCUCAUCUGAUCACCUGACUCACCUGUACCCGGCUCAUCUGAUCACCUGACUCACCUGUACCCGGCUCAUCUGAUCACCUGCCUCACCUGUACCCGGCUCAUCUGAUCACCUGACUCACCUGUACCUGGGUCAUCUGAUCACCUGAUUCACAUGUCCUCCUGUUUGUUUUCAGCCUCUGCUCAGGUGAGCGGGGACCAACACAGAACUGAUUUUAAAGUCAUCAGCUGAUCAGAUAAUGUGAUUUGUGAAAUUCUGAAUGGAUUAUCCCUGAUGAUGUCACCCUGACAGUGACUGUGAGUGGCUGUUCUGGAGUAAAGGAAACACAUCACCAUUCUGAAUAUUAUGAAGUCACCAACUAAACUUUUGAAGUCACACACUAACCUGUGAAUUCACAGAUUAAUAUGUGAUGUCACAGAACAACCCUUGACAUCACAGGCCAACUCAUGACAUCGCAAACAGUCUGACGCCUUCAGCUUUUUAAUCAACUUUACUGUCGUUAAACGUUGUCAUGUUUUAAUUUUUAGAUUUUCUUAAUGAGCUUUCAGUUGAGAGGAGACACUGAUCUAAUGAAUCUGAUGACUGACCAGGAGUCAUGGCACCGUAGAUCUGAUAACACUCAACACCUGCUGCAGGUGUUUGACAGGAAAAAGCUUCUCUAGGAGGAGGUUUUGCAUCAGAUCAAUACACAGGGAAUCUUUAAUCUGACAUGACCAAACAUUGAAGGUCCCAUGUGGUGGAUAUCCACUUUUCUUGUGUUUUGCAAUUAUUAACAGUAAAAGCUGUUCAGAAAUGAAGACGUUUACUUCUGCAGCCCCCCCAAACACAUAAUUAGCAUCCCAGCUUUAGAAACCAGUAGGAAUCUGACCUAAGUGCUACCUCACAGCUAACUAACCAAUAGCGGUCCAGCUUUCUAUAGCCCCGCCUCACUGCUUCCAGGUGAUCCAGUCAGAAUGAGCAGCUGCCGUAGUCACUACAGUAAUAGGAGAAUCUUCAGUGUUAGCCAGCUGUGCUGUUUAUGUGGCUGUCAAUAGCAUUAGUCACACAAAGUAAGAAAAUCCUAUCUUAUUUGGCAGGUUACGCAGCUAAUGUGGAUAACUGAAGCUCUGGUGGUCUGCCCACAUUUCAGAUCUCUGUGGAAACUGUGAUACUAAGGGACAUUCAGAGAUGGUGGAAACUAAGUUAAACCAGUAAACAAGGACUAGGUGGGUUACUGUGUUUUCAUGUCACCUGUUGAGCUUCAGUUCAACUUAAACUCAGCUGCUGUUCACAUGUUAGCUUCUGUCCUGCUCUCUGUGCUCACAUAAACUGCAUUUUAAUACAGAUGAAGGAUUUUUCUGUUUCUGUUGUCAGACAGCAGAACAAGUAUAAAACAGACACUGAAUCGCAGAGCAUUAAGACUUCAUGUUAACCAGUAGUCACUUUGUUUCUCUGCAGCUAAAAUACAGAUUUUAUUCACACAGGAGUUAAAAAUAACAGCUGCACUGAGAAUUCACCGAUAUUUCUACAUAAAUGAUCCUCAGACAGAAACUCAGAAGAUAGAAAGUCCUGCUCUGUCUCACUCAUUAAUCUGUAAAUCAAACAGGGAGAGUCUUCUUCCUGAAGGGAGGCGGGGCCAACAGCCUGUUUAGAGCAGGACUAAAACCAGGAGUUACACAGUCUUGAAGAAAUCAGCCAUUUCUGAGCUGAAACACUGACAGAUUCAUUUUGAGGACAUUUUAAUCUGAUGGAAACAGGAUCAAUACAGGAGCUUGAACUGAUCAGUGCUGAUUCGUUGAUCUGUUCCCGAGUCUCUGCAGAACCAAACGGACUAACAAGCAGACGUACCAUCCAAUGACACACCAGAAACACUUCAGACGUGAAGUUCAGUAACAGAGUAAAGACAUUAAAACCGUUUAGUGACAUCAGCACAGCAACAGACUGUAAAUACUGUAUGUUUAUUUACACAAACGCUCUCACUGGUUUUAAGAGAUUCACAGUUCAAUGAAAAUGAGCUAAACGUGUUCAGUGUUAACAUUUGUUCAGGUGAGGUCACCUGAAGCCUUGUUUGUUUUCCUGUUGCCUGCUUCUGAUGACAUCACACCUGUUUAUUCCUGCCUGUUGACGAUGAUGACACUGUGUUUAUUCACCAACCUGCUUUUAAAUCCAUCAUAUUGAUCAGUUAUUGUACUCUGUUGUUCUAAUAAAUCCUGAAUGAAAUGAC